Messenger RNA from Lepisosteus oculatus (spotted gar), 5464 nucleotides. RefSeq names its product hexokinase domain containing 1 (gene hkdc1). The record is from RefSeq and is a predicted model, not a curated record. Gene Ontology annotation, biological process: carbohydrate phosphorylation; glycolytic process; glucose 6-phosphate metabolic process. Lineage: Eukaryota; Metazoa; Chordata; Actinopteri; Semionotiformes; Lepisosteidae. Gene Ontology annotation, cellular component: cytosol; mitochondrion. Gene Ontology annotation, molecular function: D-glucose binding; glucokinase activity; ATP binding.
UAUUAAUUAUUGAACCAGAUGAGGGUGGGCUCUAGCUUAGACUGGAGACUGGGCUCCCUGAAAGAAACAUUUUUCAAGGCAUGAAGACUUCAUCUGGGCACAGGAGGAGUGAUCUUCCCAAAGAGGAAAAUUGGUCCUAAUUAAAAAAACAACAACAAAGGUGACCAUAGUAAACACGGGAAUAGCACAUGAAAUAGCGGGAAUUUAGGAGCACUGCUGGGAAGAAGUACUUGAGGAAAUUGUCCAGGACUCAAGAUGUUCGCUGUGCAUUUGCUCUCAUUUUAUUUUUCAAAACUGAAGGAAGACCAAAUCGCAAAGGUCGACCGGUUUCUGUACGCCAUGCGCCUGUCGGACGACCAGCUCCUCGACAUCGCCGCGCGUUUCCGGGCGGAGAUGGAGAAGGGGCUGUCGAGCGAAAGCUGCGCCACGGCGGCGGUCAAGAUGCUGCCCACUCACGUCCGCUCGACCCCUGACGGAUCAGAGAAGGGUGAGUUCCUGGCGCUGGACGUGGGAGGUUCGAAGUUCAAGGUGCUGCAGGUGAAGGUGUCUGAUGCCGGGAAGAGGACUGUGGAGAUGGACAGCAUCACCUACCCCACUCCAGAGGAGAUCCGCAGUGGCAAGGGCACAGAUCUCUUUGACCAUGUUGCUGAGAGCUUGAAGGACUUCAUGCAGAGGAAACACAUCAAUCAGAGGAAACAGCCGCUGGGGAUCACAUUCUCCUUCCCCUGCAGACAGUCGAAACUGGAUGAGGGAGUCCUGCUGUCAUGGUCGAAGAACUUCAAAGCCAGGGGGGUUCGAGGCACAGAUGUAGUGGAGUUACUACGGGAGGCGAUUGACAGACUUGGGGGAGUAGAUGUGGAUGUCUUGGCCCUAGUUAACGACACUGUGGGAACCAUGAUGACCUGUGGAUACGAUGACCAAAACUGUGAAGUCGGAGUCAUUGUGGGCACUGGCACCAAUGCGUGCUACAUGGAGGAGAUGAGGCACAUUGACCUGGUGGAAGGGGACGAGGGCCGGAUGUGCAUCAACACGGAAUGGGGAGCUUUUGGGGAUGACGGCUCACUUGAUGACUUCAUCACGGAUUUCGACAGAGAGAUUGACGCAGCGUCCAUCAACCCCGGGCAGCAACUGUUCGAGAAAAUGAUCAGUGGCUUGUACAUGGGCGAGCUGGUGAGACUCAUCCUCCUGAAGAUGACUAAGAAAGGCUUGCUAUUCAACAGCCAGGCAUCCGAUGCUCUGCGAACCAAAGGCAAAUUCGAGACCAAAUACGUCUGUGCCAUUGAGAAGUACAAGGAGGGUUUGAGCAACACAAAAGAGAUCCUUACUUCUCUGGGCCUGGAUCCCUCAGAGCAAGACUGCAUCGCUGUCCAGCACGUCUGCACCAUUGUCUCCUUCAGGUCCGCCAACCUCUGCGCCGCGGCCCUGGCGGCCAUACUCACGCGCAUUCGGGAGAACAAACGGCUCAAGGUCCUGAGGACCACCGUGGGAGUGGACGGAACCGUCUACCGGACCCACCCCCAAUACGCCAAGCGGCUGCACAAGGUGGCACGCCGGCUGGUGCCCGACUGCCACGUGCGCUUCCUGCUCUCGGAGUGCGGCAGCGGCAAGGGCGCCGCCAUGGUGACGGCGGUAGCGCAAAGACUGGUGUCCCAGCACCGGCAGAUCGCGGAGACCCUGGCCCCCCUCAGGCUGUCCCGCCAGCAGCUGCGGGACGUCAGGGACAAGAUGAGGGUGGAGCUGGAGCGCGGCCUGAGGAGGGACACGCACCACACCGCCUCGGUCAAGAUGCUGCCCACGUACGUGUACAGGACGCCCAAUGGGACAGAAAGGGGGAAGUUUCUCGCACUGGACCUUGGAGGGACCAAUUUCCGGGUACUUGUGGUCAAAAUCCGCAGUGGGUUGCGUAGAUCAGUCCGAAUGUACAACAAGAUCUAUGCCAUCCCUUUGGAAAUUAUGCAAGGAACUGGAGAAGAGCUCUUUGAUCACAUUGUACAAUGUAUUUCGGAUUUCCUUGACUACAUGGGGAUGAAAAACAGUCGGCUACCUUUGGGAUUUACCUUCUCUUUUCCCUGCAGACAGGCUGGAAUUGACAAGGGAACACUUGUCAGCUGGACUAAAGGGUUCAAAGCCACAUACUGUGAAGGAAAUGAUGUAGUAGACAUGUUAAGAGAAGCCGUUAAAAGAAGAAAUGAAUUCGAUUUGGACAUCGUCGCGGUUGUGAACGACACUGUGGGAACGAUGAUGACGUGUGCUUACGAAGAUCCAAAUUGUGAAAUCGGACUCAUUGCAGGGACGGGGAGCAACGUGUGUUACAUGGAGGAAAUGAAGAACAUCGAGAUGGUGGACGGAGAUGAGGGCCGGAUGUGUGUGAAUACUGAAUGGGGCGGAUUUGGAGAAAAUGGCUGCAUCGAAGACAUAAGAACAAAGUUUGACAGAGAAGUGGAUGAAGGGUCUCUGAAUGUAGGCAAGCAAAAGUUUGAGAAGAUGACCAGUGGCAUGUACCUGGGGGAGGUCGUGCGGCAGAUCCUCAUCGACCUGACGAGGCGAGGCCUGCUGUUCCGAGGCCGCAUCACCGAGCGCCUCAAGACCAGGGGGAUAUUUGAGACCAAGUUCCUCUCUCAGAUUGAGAGUGACCGCCUGGCCCUCCUCCAGGUCCGAGCCAUCCUGCAGCAGCUGGGCCUGGACAGCACGUGCGACGAUAGUAUCGUCGUGAAGGAGGUGUGCGGCACGGUGUCUCGCCGAGCGGCGCAGAUCUGUGGGGCCGGGAUGGCCGCUGUCGUGGACAAGAUCCGUGAGAACCGGGGGCUGGACAACCUGGACAUCACCGUGGGGGUUGACGGGACUCUCUACAAGCUGCAUCCACACUUCUCCACCAGCCUGAGGGAGACGGUGCAGGAGCUCGCGCCGCGGUGCAGCGUCACCUUCGUCCUCUCCGAAGACGGGAGUGGGAAGGGUGCCGCCCUCAUCACGGCGGUGGCUCGGGGCCUCCACACGCAGGCGUAGCGCUUGGCGGGACUCGCACGGCCCUCAUGGUUCUCCGCAGCCUGAGAUUUCGCCAACAGGGCCGCAAACCUGCAGCCUUUCAAAGACAGCGGAGGAGUUCAUGAAGGAUCACGCAGCAAAGCUACCGAAUGAGGGUUUUCGCAUUAGGAAACAGUAUGCCGUACUGAGGGCUGGUAAAUGGGAUUCACCACUGUUGAGCAGACAUGCUGCCGAUAAUGCCCAGAAAUAGGAAAGGGGAUCUUCCUGUGAUUUGUGAAUCAACCUACAAGCAUAACACUCCAAUUCUCCAGAAUCCGCAGAACGAUGUUUUGUCAAAUUCAAAAAACCGUCCUGUGGAAGUCCGCUCCUUCAUUAUGAGAAAGUCUCGUUUUCUAGUAAAGGCUGCCACAACCCAGAGCUCACACCAGAAACACAGGGCAUGAGGCGAGAACAGGAGCUCUUGACCACUCUCGCCAGCCAUUGGGACGCCAGUCGGUGGUAGGGCCUCGGAGAAAUAGACCAUUUAGAAUAGCCAACCAGAUCUAGCCAGCAUGUCCCUGGAGAUGGGAGGAAACUGGGGUGCCUGUAGAAAACCCAGGCAAACUGAGGGAGAACUUGCAAACGCCCGACAGAAGAUUCCCCAUUAGAUUUAAUCCUAGGACUCCAGAACUCUCAGAAGGCAGCAUUAAUGACCCUGUGUGUCACCCCACAGUGAAAAUGAGUUGGAAAAUAUAUUCAGAUUGAUGAUGGCAUAAUAAUCUUCUAAAGCUUUAUUUUUGGAUUAUGCACAACACAGGUGAUUAAGAAAAAGAAUAAGGUAAUGUAAUUACAUAGACAGUAGUGCUCCAAUUUUAGAUGUGGGUAUGGUUCAUACUGUACUUGUGUCCAGUAACAUUGCCUUGCAUAGAGUUGCAGGUUUAUAGCUGUUAACUCAAUUUACAUAUUCUGCUACCUACGUAAUUCCUUGGAUAAUGAGACAAGAACUGGCUCACAAAUUAGACGAUCUGUAUGAUAAGAAUAUGUAUAGUGUAGUCUGUAUGGUAAGAUUUUACUGAAAUGUAAAUAUGUUGUAAAGGAAAAAAUCUUUUACAUAUUUUAUCACUAAUCAAAUUACAAAAUUAAUAAAAACUUGGGAACAAAAGCAUUUAAUAAAAUAGCUAAAAAUAUGCUGUUUUAUUAAAACCAUUUUCUGUUUACAUUCUAUUGGCCUGUGAUUUUUAAAGCAAACCUUACACAUCUAAUGCCAACAGAGCAAUUCAAAAAGGGAAGCUCAUGCACACAAGAAAACAAGGAAGAGCAAACAAAAUGGGGUUAUAUAUUUUAAAUUUACAGUUUACUGCAGAGUAACAGUUAUGUUAAAUGCUAUUAAUAGAUUUGGAUUAAAAUCUAUGUUAGACUUGGACCUUGCAACACAUGAAAUGAAAUAACCAUUUAUCUGGCACAACGUUUAACAAAGCUGAAUGGAAAGGUAUUGAAUUAUAUCUCCUAAAUCUGCUUGCCAGCUUUACAAUCUGCCAGGUGGAUGGGCCCGGGGAAAAGUUGCUCACAAUAAUCCCUCUCCAUCCAACUUUAAUGCGGGGGUGACCGCUGCUCAGGCCCUGACAGUGGACAUGGACACAUACUUAGGUGUCUCUACAGGCAGAGACAAAGGCAAGACUGCUGGACAACUCAGUCCUUUUCUUUGUUUGUAUAGUGCAUGUCUUGGCUAUAAAUUUGGGGUAGAACACAUGCUACAUUAUAAACUUGUGCUUAUAAAUUUAAAUUACUGUAUUUUUUAUCUUUUUAGCAUUAAUUUGUGGUUGUGUAAUGAGGUACAGGAUAUGCAUUGCAUUAAAAAAUUGCAGGUUACAUUCUUGAUUUACCAUUACUUUUUUGCCCGGAGUAGAGGAGAUAAUGGGAAGAUUCUUUGAUUUAAAAAAAUGUAAAAAGAAAACAAGUUUAUAAAGCAGAACAGAUGCAAUCUAAAGAAAUUUGUUAAAACUACAAGUUCUUUGCAUAGUAAGAGUCUCCCGGGCUAGAUUAAAACUUUAUCAUACCAUAUAACCACCAAUUCCAAAUGCAGUACCUGCUGGUGGGCACUGUUGGCAUUGGUAAACAGGGCACAGUGUGGAGUUAAUCCAGGCCUCUGUCACGUUAAAGGCUCCAUAACUCAACUAUUAACUGACUUAAUGACCUUCAUUUCAAAUUCAAAAUGGUGCUAUGACCUCCAAAGUGCCUUGAGCUACCAGGAUCAAAGGACUGGAAAAUCUUUAAAUGGCUCCAGUCUGCCUCCUGUGAAAGGUUCAUUUAUAAUUUCCUAAAUCCACAGCUGGGUGCUCUGUCAAUGUGGUGUGAUUUGGGACAGCUCACCAAUGGUGAACAAAGCGUUGCUGACAAACGCAAUUGUGCCUUGAUUAGCAUACCUUUAAAACAAUAAAAAAAAUUCAUGAGUUACAGAUUGCACGAUGUGUGAAUUUCUGCUUCCAAAUGCCACUCUCAAGAA